Messenger RNA from Cryphonectria parasitica EP155, 1299 nucleotides. Its product is annotated as FAD binding domain-containing protein. NCBI's taxonomy places the organism in Eukaryota, Fungi, Ascomycota, Sordariomycetes, Diaporthales, Cryphonectriaceae. The transcript is spliced from 6 exons. Gene Ontology annotation, biological process: secondary metabolite biosynthetic process. Gene Ontology annotation, molecular function: FAD binding; monooxygenase activity. The record is from RefSeq and is a predicted model, not a curated record. Bases 1 to 1299 code for a protein of 432 amino acids.
AUGGCCGAUGGUGGUCCGUCAGCAGUCAAGCUGGACAUCAUCAUCGUCGGGGCCGGAAUAAGCGGGCUCGCAACAGCAAUCUCGUCGGCUCUGUCGGGACACAAUGUCACCGUGUUUGAGUCUGCCAAGGAACUCCUUGAGGUCGGUGCAGGUCUCCAAGUAACGCCCAACUCAACACGCAUACUGCAAAAAUGGGGCCUGGCAGACCGUCUCUGGAAGUCAGCCGCAGAGCCAACGUCCUUGACCGUCCACCGGUACUCUGGCAAGGUUCUCGCCCACGAGGACCACUUCGACCGCAACAUGCGCGCCAAGUACGACGCCCCCUUCCUCGACAUGCACCGCGUCGACAUGCAGCGCGCCCUCGUCAGCCGGGCCGAGGAGCUGGGCGUGCAGUUCCGCCUCGGGGAGCCCAUCAGCACGGUGGACUUUGACGCCGCCGAGGUGACGACCAAGAGCGGCACACGGGCCCGCGGGGAUGUUGUUGUCGCCGCGGACGGGGUCUGGUCGCGGUGCCAGGCAUAUUUCCUCGGUGGCGAGGCGGAGGAGCGCAGGCCUCUGCCGACGGGGGACCUGGCGUACCGGUUGAUGCUGAGCCUGGAUGAUGCCGAGGGGGACGAGGAGCUGCAGCGCUGGAUCCGUGAGCCUACCGUGCACUUUUGGAUCGGGCCUGGGGCGCAUGCUGUGGGGUACUCGAUGCGGGCGGGCCAGCUGUAUAACCUUGUGCUGCUGGUGCCGGAUGAUCUGCCUGAGGGGGUGAGCAAGCAGAAGGGUAGUCUGGAGGAGAUGAAGGCGCUGUUUAAGGAGUGGGACCCGAUUCUGAAGAGGUUUCUGGAAAAGGUCGACACGGUGGAGAAGUGGCGGUUGAUGCACAGAGAGGCGCUUCCGUCGUGGGUGAACGACAAGGGAAACUUUGCUUUUGUGGGCGAUUCGUGUCACCCAAUGCUGCCAUAUUUAGCACAAGGAGCCAACUCUGCAGUGGAAGACGGUGCAGUCCUGGGCCAACUACUGGGGCAUAUUCAGUCCAAGGAUCAAAUACCUAAGGCUUUGAAGAUGUAUGAGAAGCUCAGAAAAGUACGAGGCGAGGCUAUUGUUCGGGAGACGUUCAAACAGCGACAUGACUUCCACAUGCUUGAUGGUCCAGAACAAGAGGAACGGGAUGCCUUAUUCCUCUCAAUGCUGGGCAAGGAGCUCAAGGGUCCGUUCCCCAGCAGGUGGACAUGCCCAGAGGUCCAGCCAUGGUUAUAUGGUUACGACGCAUCCAGAGAAGUGGAAGAGGCGGUGCGAUGUGAUCCCUUCUGA